AUGGCGGACGAGGCGGCGCUCGCCCUUCAGCCCGGCGGCUCCCCUUCGGCAGUGGCGGCGGAGAGGGAGGCCUCGUCGCCGCCCACCGGGGAGCCGCUGCGCAAGAGGCCGCGGAGAGACGGCCCCGGCCUCGGGAGGAGCCCGGGCGAGCCCGAUGGGGCGGCCCCUGAGCGUGAGGUGCAGGCGGUGGCCGGCGGCGGCCCGGCAGCGGCGGCGGCGGGAGGGGAGCGGGAGGCCCAGGCGACGGCUGGCGGAGUAGGAGACAAUGGGCCGGGCCUACAGGGCCUAUCCCGGGACCCGCCGCCGGCCGACGACUUCGACGACGACGACGACGACGAGGGCGAGGAGGAGGAAGAGGCGGCGGCGGCGGGGAUUGGGUACCGAGAUAACCUUCUGUUUGGUGAUGAAAUAAUCACCAAUGGUUUUCAUUCCUGUGAAAGUGAUGAGGAUGAUAGAGCCUCACAUGCAAGCUCUAGUGACUGGACUCCAAGGCCACGGAUAGGUCCAUAUGCUUUUGUUCAGCAACAUCUCAUGAUUGGCACAGAUCCUCGAACAAUUCUUAAAGAUUUACUGCCAGAAACAAUUCCUCCACCUGAAUUGGAUGAUAUGACUCUGUGGCAGAUUGUUAUUAAUAUCCUUUCAGAACCACCAAAAAGGAAAAAAAGAAAAGAUAUUAACACAAUUGAAGAUGCUGUGAAAUUAUUGCAGGAAUGCAAAAAAAUAAUAGUUCUAACUGGAGCUGGGGUUUCUGUUUCUUGUGGAAUACCUGACUUCAGGUCAAGAGAUGGUAUUUAUGCCCGCCUUGCAGUAGACUUCCCAGACCUUCCAGAUCCUCAAGCAAUGUUUGAUAUUGAAUAUUUCAGAAAAGAUCCAAGACCAUUCUUCAAGUUUGCAAAGGAAAUAUAUCCUGGACAAUUCCAACCAUCUCUCUGUCACAAAUUCAUAGCAUUGUCAGAUAAGGAAGGAAAACUACUUCGAAACUAUACUCAGAACAUAGAUACACUGGAACAGGUUGCAGGAAUCCAAAGGAUAAUUCAGUGUCAUGGUUCCUUUGCAACAGCGUCUUGCUUGAUUUGUAAAUACAAAGUUGACUGUGAAGCUGUACGAGGAGAUAUUUUUAAUCAGGUGGUUCCUCGAUGUCCUAGGUGCCCAGCUGAUGAACCACUUGCUAUUAUGAAACCAGAGAUUGUCUUUUUUGGUGAAAAUUUACCAGAACAGUUUCAUAGAGCCAUGAAGUAUGACAAAGAUGAAGUUGAUCUCCUCAUUGUUAUUGGGUCUUCCCUGAAAGUAAGACCAGUAGCACUAAUUCCAAGUUCCAUACCCCAUGAAGUGCCUCAGAUAUUAAUUAAUAGGGAACCUUUGCCUCAUCUGCAUUUUGAUGUGGAGCUUCUUGGAGACUGUGAUGUCAUAAUUAAUGAAUUGUGUCAUAGGUUAGGUGGUGAAUAUGCCAAACUUUGCUGCAACCCUGUAAAGCUUUCAGAAAUUACUGAAAAACCUCCACGAACACAUAAAGAGUCAGCUCAUUUGUCAGAGUUGCCACCCACCCCUCUUAAUAUUUCAGAAGGCUCAAGUUCACCAGAAAGAACUUCGCCACCAGAUUCUUCAGUGAUUAUUACACUUUUAGACCAUGCAACAAAGAGUAACGAUGAUCCAGAUGUGUCUGAAUCAAAAGAUUGUAUGGAAGAAAAAUCACAGGCAGUACAGACUUCUACUAGGAGCACUGAAAGUGUUAAUGAACAGUUGGAGAGUCCGGAUUUGAAGAACAUUGGCUCCAAUACUGGGGAGAAAAAUGACAGAACUUCAGUAGCUGAAACAGUGAGAAAGUGCUGGCCAGCCAAGCUCGCAAAGGAGCAGAUUAGUAAACGGCUUGAUGGUAAUCAAUAUCUGUUUUUACCACCAAAUCGUUAUAUUUUCCAUGGUGCUGAGGUAUAUUCAGACUCUGAAGAUGAUGUCUUAUCCUCUAGUUCUUGUGGCAGUAAUAGUGAUAGUGGAACAUGCCAGAGUCCAAGCUUAGAAGAACCCAUGGAGGAUGAAAGUGAGAUUGAAGAAUUUUACAAUGGUUUGGAAGAUGAUGCUGAUAUUAAUGAGAGAGCUGGAGGAACUGAAUUUGGAGCUGAUGGAGGUGGUCAAGAGGUAGUUAAUGAAACUAUAUCUCUGAAACAGGAAACAACAGACAUUAACUAUCCAUCAAACAGAUCAUAAUGUAAUUAUUGUCCAGGUACAGGAAUUGUUCCACCAGCAUUAGGAACUUUAGCAUGUCAAAAUGAAUGUUUACUUGUGAACACGAUAGAACAAAGGAAACCAGAAAGAUGUAAUAUUUAUAGACUGGUGAAAUAGAUUUUUCCCCCCCAUGGGUAAUUUUAACUUCUUUAUUUCUGUACUUGCACACUCAACACUAACUUUUUUUUUUUUUUAAAGAAAGGUACUAAGUAUCUUUAAUCUGCUCUUGGUUAAGAUUUUCUUUAAAAGGUUCAUUUGUAUGAUACAUCCAUAUGUAUAUAUAAUUUUUGUUUAUACAUUUUGCCUAGUUGAGUUUCAACAUUUUAAAGUUUUCAAAAAGCCAUUGGAAUGUUAAAUUAAUGUAAAGGGAACAGCUUAUCUAGACCAAAGAAUGGUAUUUUCAUUUUCAUUCAAUUUCUUUGUAACAUUGAAUGGUUUGAAAUCCUCAAAUCUCUGUUCUGCUAAACUUUUGAUUAUUAGCACAAUUACCUAUUUUUAAACACUGGCAUUUUCCAAAACUUAUGGCAGCUAACUUUUUAAAAAUCUCAUGACAUGCAGUGUGAGUAGGUUAACAAUAUGUGGGAUAGCACUCGGUUGUCUUUGCUUUUUAAAGUAAGACUUGGUGCUAAGAGUUUCUGGAUUAUUGUAUUGUUCAAAUGAAAAUGGCUUUUGUACUUCCUGUGGACAUGUAGAAAUGUCUAUAUUGGCUCAUGAAACUAACCUGUAAAACAAAUAAAUGCUUUGGAAAUGUUUCAGUUGCUUUAGAAACAAUAGUGCCUGCCUGGGUCCCCCUUAGUUUUGAGAAUAUUUGCCAUUGUUGUUUAAAUACCUAUCACUGUGGUAGAGCUUACAUUGAUCCUUUCUCACAAGUAUUAAACUGCUAAGAUGUGAAUAUGCAAAAGCCUUUAUGAUCUAUAAUAAUGGUACUUUGGGGAGAGUGUAAUAUUAUGGACUGUUGCUUUUCAUUUCCACAGAUGAGAGUGACAGGUCCCUGAUUACGGUUCCAAAGUAAUAAAAUAUUAAUUAUAUAUAACUCAGCCAGUAAGUACAUGUCUCCUGUUGGGAGUAUUUGGUGUAAUAAACACCAAACUGCUAGCCUAGUACUAUGGAGAUGAACAUGAUGUAACUUAUAAUAGCAGAAUAAUUAAUGAAAUGAAUCCCUAUUGUGUCUUUAUUUAAGAGCUUAGCCUGCCUUAAAACUAGAGAUCAACUUUCUCAGCUACAGAAGCUUCUAGCCUUUCAAAAAAGUUCACACUUUUUAAAAUUGCACACAAAACAUUUAUUUUCCAGACUUUUUGCAACAUUACUCCCAAAUUAUUAAGUAUUCUUAUGUUACUUUGGUAUUUAUUCGUUUUUUAAAAAGGGUUUGAAAUACAGCUGUUCUUUAAGCAUAAAAUACCCAGCUAGGACCAUUACUGCCAGAGGAAAAAUUUUUUGAAUGGCCACUUCCCUACCUAAAAGAUGUCUCAAUCUCAAUCUAUUUGGCUAUACUAAAGAAUGCAGUAUAAGUAUAUUUAGUUUUUCAUUUGCAUGAUGUGUUUGUGCUAUAGAUGAUAUUUUAAAUUGAAAAAUUUGUUUUAAAUUAUUUUUACAGUGAAGACUGUUUUCAGCUCUUUUUAUAUUGUACAUAGUCUUUUAUGUAAUCUACUGGCAUAUGUUUUGUAGACUGUUUGAUGACUGGAUAUCUUCCUCCAACUUUUGAAAUACAAAACCAGUGUUUUAUACUUGUACACUGUUUUAAAGUCUAUUAAAAUUGUCAUUUGACCUUUUUCCCGUUAACUUA
Messenger RNA from Molossus molossus (Pallas's mastiff bat), 4003 nucleotides. It is a transcript of the gene SIRT1, whose product is annotated as sirtuin 1. The record is from RefSeq and is a predicted model, not a curated record. Lineage: Eukaryota; Metazoa; Chordata; Mammalia; Chiroptera; Molossidae. The transcript is spliced from 9 exons. The coding region runs from base 1 to 2202 and encodes 733 amino acids. Gene Ontology annotation, molecular function: NAD+ binding.